This is a messenger RNA of Desarmillaria tabescens, 944 nucleotides long. RefSeq names its product scamp family-domain-containing protein. NCBI's taxonomy places the organism in Eukaryota, Fungi, Basidiomycota, Agaricomycetes, Agaricales, Physalacriaceae. The record is from RefSeq and is a predicted model, not a curated record. The transcript has 11 exons. Bases 1 to 780 code for a protein of 259 amino acids. Gene Ontology annotation, cellular component: recycling endosome membrane; trans-Golgi network membrane. Gene Ontology annotation, biological process: protein transport.
AUGCAAACACGCUACGCCGAGAAUCCGUUUGCUUCUACCCAUUCGCUGGAUACAAAUCCAUUCGACGACCCAACUCCCCCGCAGUCGCAGAGUUCUGACACCCGUUUGGAGGAGCUCCGACAACGCGAGCUUGACCUAGAACGACGCGAACAGGAACUUAAUAGAAAGGCCGAGCAUAUAAGGCAGCAUGGCAAGAACAACUGGCCGCCUUUUUUCCCCUUAAUUUUCCAUUCCAUCCCAGAAGAAAUACCAGAGGCAUCGCAGUCGCUCAUAACUCGUUUAUAUCAACUAUGGCUAGUGCUUCUUGGCACACUUAUUCUCAAUAUGAUAGCCUGUAUUUUCAUUCUUAUUGCUGGGUCUUCUGAUGGUGGGCGCGACGUCGGCGCUAGUAUAGGCUACUUGUUCGUAAUCUCCGUCACCUCCUUUCUUCUCUGGUAUCGUCCGAUUUACAACGGUUACAUGAAGGAACAAGCCUUGUAUUAUUACCUUUACUUCUUCUUUGGCGGGUUUCAUCUCCUGUUCAGCAUUUACAUGAUCAUUGGAGUGCCUAGCACUGGUUCUGCAGGCCUUAUCCAGACGAUUCAAAUGUUCGUGAACCACCACUGGGUCGCUGCAAUCUUGGGCUUGGUGGCCACGAUCGGAUGGAUCGUUCAAGGAGCUGGUAACGCUUUCUACUACCGCCAGAUUUAUGCACACCAUACUGCUGCAGGGCAUACAAUGGAGAAGGCUAAAACGGAGCUGGCCUCCCACGGCGCGAAAGCAUACUUCACACGGGGUUGAACUGUGCCACUUAGUUACAAUCUCGAGGAUCUGUUCCUUAGCUUCUUACCUUAAAUUUUAUUGUGGAGCUUGUCAUCCUUGAGUGAAAAUUCUAUUGGACUUUCUGUUAUUGUACUUUGAACAAAGGCUCGCCCAAGAAGGCAAAUGAUCAGUGCGCUGUGGCU